Messenger RNA from Quercus robur (English oak), 1442 nucleotides. Its product is annotated as UV-B-induced protein At3g17800, chloroplastic-like. The transcript has 2 exons. Bases 82 to 1266 code for a protein of 394 amino acids. The record is from RefSeq and is a predicted model, not a curated record. NCBI's taxonomy places the organism in Eukaryota, Viridiplantae, Streptophyta, Magnoliopsida, Fagales, Fagaceae.
AUAAAUCAUUGAAAACUUCACAUUCAUACCAAACCCAAAUCCCAAAAUCCCAUUCUUAUCAUCCCCCCACCUUAUCAGUUGAUGGACCUUGCUACCACCACUCUCCCUUCUCGCUCACUUUACUUUUACUUCUCUCCCAAAACUACCCUCAGCUUCCCCACCAAACCCUCCGUUGUUUCCCUCAAGCCCAGGGGCGUUUCCGUAAUUGCCAGCGCCGGCGCUAGCCACCACUGCGAGUCUUCUAGCAGUAGCAAUAGCAAUAGCAAUAGCAAUAGCAGCCUGAACUCGCCGCUAGAGCAACGGUCACAGGCGGGGAAGUUUUUGAGCAGUGUGUUGCAGAAUCACAGGCAGUUGUUCCACGUGGCUGUCACUGAAGAACUUAAGCUCUUGGCUGAUGAUCGAAACGCCGCCGUUUCCCGUAUGCUCCUCAGCUCUCACUCUGACGAAGCCUCCCUUCACAGGAGGAUUGCACAACUAAAGGAGCAUGAGUGCCAAAUAGCUGUUCAAGAUGUCAUGUACCUGUCAAUAUUUUAUAAAUUUUCUGAAAUCAAAGUUCCUUUGGUUCCAAGGCUUUCUAGAUGCAUUUAUAAUGGCAGACUAGAGAUAUGGCCUUCGAAGGACUGGGAGCUGGAGUCCAUUCACAGCUUGGAGGUUUUGGAUAUGGUUAAGGAACAUGUCACUGCUGUCACUGGCUUGAGAGCAGAUUCUAGUGUCACAGAAAAUUGGGCAAUAACAAAAAUCACACGGCUCACGCUUGGCCAAGUAUAUGUGGCAUCCAUCUUGUAUGGCUACUUUUUGAAGUCCGCCUUGUUGAGACACUGCUUGGAGCGAACCGUAGGUUUGGCAAACCAGGAUCUUCAUCUCAGUCACAAGACCUCCCUUCACUUCCAAGAGCUGUGUUCUUAUGGAUUGGAAACCCUUCUCUUUGGCCGUGUUAGUAACAGACAAUCCGUGUCAUGUAGUCAAGGGUCAAGUAACUCGGAAAUGAAACUUGAACCAUUGAAAUGUUAUGUGAUGGGGUUUGAUCCUGAGACAUUGCAGAGAUGUGCAAAACUUAAAUCUAAGGAGGCUGUGAACUUGAUUGAGAGUCAUAGUAGUGCACUUUUUGGGGAUGAGAAGACAGGUUUAAUUGAGAAUGAUGAGGUGAUCUUGACUUCAUUUUCUAGUAUGAAGAGGUUGGUUUUGGAGGCUGUUGCUUUUGGCUCAUUCCUUUGGGACACAGAAGAAUACAUAGACAAUUUGUAUAAACUCAAGGAGAAUAAUUAGUUGAAAGGGGAGGCUUAUAAAUAGCAAAUUUGUGGCUUUUGAGUGCUUUUCUUUGUAUAUAGAGGUUCUGCCAUCUGCUUUGCUCUGGUUUGCAAGUACUCGAACAAUUUUCUGAUGUAUAGUGUACAAUAAUGUAUAGUUUUGAAUGGUAACUAUUUUCUCUCUCAUUUAUGGUC